Messenger RNA from Symbiodinium pilosum, 186 nucleotides. NCBI's taxonomy places the organism in Eukaryota, Dinophyceae, Suessiales, Symbiodiniaceae. The record is from the annotation of a GenBank genome assembly.
AUGCUUGGAGUUCCAGACGCACAGAAUAGGCGUCAAGCAGGAAUGGUCAGCAGCAUGGAACGAAAUCACGCUGAAAGCUGCAUUCCUUCAGCCAACCCACGUGGCGGGCGCAUUGGAUGCCAUGCAGGAGGUGGAGCUGGGAUACUUGCCGCGAGAAUGGGAGGCCCUGCAGUCCUCCUUCGGUGA